Molecule: messenger RNA, 8309 nt
Organism: Hippoglossus stenolepis (Pacific halibut)
Lineage: Eukaryota; Metazoa; Chordata; Actinopteri; Pleuronectiformes; Pleuronectidae
Gene: hic2
Product: hypermethylated in cancer 2
Exons: 2
Coding region: 421-2175 (584 amino acids)
Biological process (GO): regulation of transcription by RNA polymerase II
Cellular component (GO): nucleus
Molecular function (GO): protein binding; RNA polymerase II cis-regulatory region sequence-specific DNA binding; DNA-binding transcription factor activity, RNA polymerase II-specific
Source: RefSeq, a predicted model, not a curated record
GCAGCCCCGCACUCAGCUGUAUUAUCAGCACGGAGCAGGAGCUGCUGGGAAGGAACGGGCCCCGAACACAGCACGUAUCCCCCUCCUCGUCUCCUUCUUCUCUCUCCCCCUGCCAUCUUGCAGGUAAACUUGCCAGGGGUCCUGGGGCUGAAGGAAAGUGGCCAAACCCUCCCACAGUGGGAUGUUUUCUCUGCUGCACUCUGGGCUGGUUCCUAUUCAAAUGUGGGUCAGGGGUGAGGAAGCCUAACGUCAUAAGCUUGCAACAUGGCGUCCCGAAGGCUGUGAGAUGAGCAAGAGGAUGGCAAAGAACGCUUGAGAACGACCCUACCGAUGUAAGAAGCUUCAGGUGGUGCUCGUGUAGGAAGAGAGAGAGAGAGCGAGCGAGAGAAGGAAAGAAGGAAGGAAGGAAGGAAGGUGGAGAUGGAACUGCCAAAUCAUGCCAAACACCUGCUGCUGCAACUCAACCAGCAGAGAGCCAAGGGCUUCCUGUGUGAUGUUAUCAUCGUGGUGGAGAAUGCGCUCUUCCGUGCCCACAAGAACAUCCUGGCCGCAAGCAGCAUUUAUUUCAAAUCUUUGGUCCUCCACGAUAACCUCAUUAACCUGGAUACAGAGAUGGUUAAUCCCUCUGUAUUUAGACAAGUGCUGGACUUCAUCUACACUGGGAAGCUCCUGUCCUCAUCGGACCAGAGCAGUGAGCAGAACUUCAGUGCCCUCUUAACAGCAGCCAGCUACCUCCAGCUCCAUGACCUUGCUGCUCUGUGCAGAAAGAAGCUCAAGCGCAGUGGUGGGAAACCUCUGCCAGGUAAACCCUCCACGCCAGGUCCCCAUAGCCGCUUACGCCUCAACAACCAGAGACUUUCCUCCUCUACCCCUGCUGGCCCCAAGAACCACUAUCCUCCAACCCCCUCUGACGCUGACCAGCCACAGCCAGAUGAAGGCCUUCGGGACAAACUGUCAGAUGAUGAGAUGUUUGUUGGCAGCUCUGGGAAGAACGGGAACGCGGGAAAUGGCAGCAGUAAUGGUAACCUCAGCAGUGGAGGGAGUGCUGGGGAACCCGACCUUGGACUAGACCUGUCCAAGAAGAGCCCUCCCUCUGCGGGCACAGCCACCGACGCCCUCAGCCCACACAGCAACUCCCAAGAAUCCCCUCAAUCUGCCUCAGUAUCCACAACCAACAGUGCCUCACUGGAUGACUCCUCUGCCACCCUACCAGGUGCAGACACAGAAACCAUGGAGCUCAACCCUUCCUCAAAAACCUCAGAGGAAACCCCAAACCAGCCCGACGGGCCCCCACCCCAGAAGAAAUCCAGACAAGGCGCUCGCAAGAACGAAUGGCCCAAGAGAGAGGCGUCAGGUUUGAAGUCUGAAGACCACGAAAAGCCCCUGGUUAAUGGGGUGAUUGUGGGUCCUAAAGAUGGCCGCUCCUCUGGCGUGGGAGGAGGCAGUGGUAGCAGCUUCGCCUCGGACCAGUCGUUCCAGUGUAAAGAUGAGGAAGAGGGAGGAGAGAAUGGCCAGGACCACAGCGAUGAGAGCGGUCAAAGUGAUGGAGAGAGUGCCGGAGGUGGAGGAGGAACAGGAGGGGGAACUCAGAGCGCCAACUAUGUGUACAGGCAGGAAGGGUUUGAGCCAGCAUUCGGAGACAACCUCUACGUGUGCAUUCCCUGUGGUAAGGGCUUCCCCAGUUCCGAGCAGCUCAACGCUCACGUGGAGACUCACACUGAGGAUGAGCUCUACAUCAAAGAAGAGGGGGGGACCUUCGUGAAAGAGGAAGACGAGGAGGAGGCGGAGGACCUCUCUGCCCCUGUGGGUCCCUCCAACUUUGGCUCCGAAACGCGUCCAUUCAAGUGCACAGUCUGCAGUAAGAGCUACAAAGACCCGGCAACACUGAGACAACACGAAAAGAGCCACUGGCUGACCAGGCCCUUCCCCUGCAACAUCUGUGGCAAAAUGUUCACCCAGAGAGGCACCAUGACGCGCCACAUGCGCAGCCACCUUGGCCUCAAGCCGUUUGCAUGUGAAGAGUGUGGCAUGAGGUUCACACGCCAGUACCGUCUGACAGAGCACAUGCGGGUCCACUCUGGGGAGAAGCCGUACGAAUGCCAGCUAUGCGGGGGGAAGUUUACCCAGCAGCGCAACCUCAUCAGUCACCUGAGAAUGCACACCUCACCCUCUUAGAAAUGCAUCAAGCCAAAGAACUCUGGGAAUCGAAAAAACAUUUCUCUACCUUUUUUUUCCAUCUCAAAAGCAAAGAAACGCACACAAACGCAUUCACAUGCAGACUCGCAUAGUUCUACAUAUGAAUUCCAGUUUACGACACCAUGGCUAAGUGAAUGAUGUUGCUGUUAGCCACCGUGGGCUCUUGGUGACGGUGGGAUCUCGUUGACGCAGGGAUCGUGUCGUCGUUUAUAUCAUUCGCUCACCUCUCAGGAGUUCUAGAUGAACAAUGUACUCCUGUCACUCUCCAAAGUCACGAAAGCCAUGGUGGAGUGGCAAGACUUCUGGUCUGCGUUGCAAGUCUCUCAAAUGUGAAUGUGGGAACUAAUAUAAUGUCAAACCCCCUCACCUCAUACCCCUCAGCAACCUUCCUCUCCUCUACCUUUGAGCAUUGAGUCUCUGAGUUUUUCAGAUUGUUCCUCAGACAGAUUAACUCGAGAGUCCCCUCUGCACUUCAGUGCUGUUUUGACCAAAAACCCGUGCAAACAAAACUGGCAAUAAUUCAGCUAAAAGAUUAUUUUUACCCUGACAGCUUUAUGUCCUCUGUUACGUUGGUGACGGGGAUCUGUAUGUACGAGGAGGGAUAACUGGGUUCGGGACCAUCUGCAUGCUUUAACUGAAAGUCCUGAAAGAAGGUUCAUGGUGGGAUAACAUUGGAUUAAGUUUGAGUUUUUACAGACCACAGAUUCUCCAAGUCCUUCUCUACAGCUGUGCACAGUGAUAUAGAGAGGAUUGUUUUCAGCUUUGCCUGCUAGUGCUUCCAGGAAUUAAUCCUGGUUGGAAAGAUGAACCCUUUGCGGUACUUGUUUUACUUAAAGAACUUGUAAUGUUUCAGUGAAUGUUUAAACUGGAAGGUCUUGGGAUUUUUCUUGUGGAGGGGAGGGAUCUGGUUUGGGGGGUGGGUGGGGUUUAAUGAGGGUAAGAAAAGGGUGUUUUAGCCUGAACAUUACGUUCAGCGGGUACGUUUAUUUUAUUUUUUUUGUCUGUAUAGCUUUCCUCCCCUCAGAAAAAAAAAAAAGAAAAGUCUAUUUAUAUAGGCUUGUGACCUCGCUACCUCUGAUUACUCUUACGAACUCUAUGUUGAUUAGUUGAAAGUUCCUAUGUAAUUAAUUGUAAAAAGUGUGUAGAUUAUGGUAACUUUUCACCUGAUGCUUUAACCUGCCCAUCUCUCAACACAGGUUUUUUUAAUGCUCAUAGAUUUUACACAUUAAUAUUGUUUUAGCUGUUGCUUUUUCUUGUCAACUAUAGCUUUUCGGGUGCCCUGCUCAGUGUGGCCCCACCUCAAAGUGUACUGUAGCUUCCUGCCUGGAGCAAAUAGUGGUUAGUUAGUGAGUUAGUUAGUUUAGAUGUAUAGUGUUCCAAAGAUCUUAUGAAUGUUGAGGAGAACAGAGCUAACUAACAAACAUUGCUAGACAAGUUCAUAACCAAAGUUUUUAAAAAGAUGUACUUAAGAUAUAUAGCAUACUAAAUUAUUUUGCUUUUGAUUCUUUUUUUGCUGUAUAAAAACAAAUUAUGAAUUAUAUUCCAAGUCCAGACAAAGAAAUCCUCUCUUUUGAUGGAGUUUUGGCCAAUGACUCUGAGACUGAGGAAGCUUCUUGUUGUUUGCAAGGAAAGCUUGUGCUGAUUGGUGGGCUGGUAUGAUGUAAACUUUACCACCUGAUGAAACCGGUAAAGCUUAAAACAUGUUCCCUGUACAUGUUUUUUUUUUUUGUUGUUUCCUUUUGUUUGUUUUCAGAGUCCUUAUCACUUUAUAUUCCCUGACUUUAAAAACAGGACUUGAUGACAUUGUAUGUGUUCUGUUCAGACCAAAAAAAAAUACAAAAAGCAAAAAAAAAAAGAUAGGAAUUAUAAUCAGAAUUUUAAUGUGAAGUUCAAGUUGCUUGUUAGUUUUUUGAGCCAGACUUGUGGAAACUUGUAAUUAGAAGGGAGAAGCAGAGAUGCACUGGACAGCUGGACAACUCAUCGUCUCCUGCACCAUCCUUUUGUACCUGAUUGUAUUUCAUUAUAUCACAGAGUGAAUUUAAAUUAUUUUAAACCUCUAAAGCUUUACCUCAUCAUAAGCAAAAUGGGAAUGAAUGACCCCUCUGUUGUCUGUAGGUUUCACUGAAACCUGUCCAGUGUAUCGACUCUGAACAGUUACGCUGUGGAGCAUGAACCUUCACUACAAGUUUUUGGUAUAGGCAUUCCUCUCUUAUGUUGGUUUAACUGUCUUCUUGAUUUUCUUUUUUUUUUUAAUUCCUCUUUUUCGUCCUCAUGUUAUGGUCUGUGAAAUGUUUGUUAUCAGCUACAGUUACAAACAUCACUACCGUUUAAGGUACCUGCGUCCUGGACUCCCUAAGUUGUUACCUGGUUCUGUUGGAUGUUUGGCGUCUUGCGGUUGAGCAGUUGCUUUUUUUAGUGAUUGCAUGGUACAUCUAUGAAAUUUCCACACUCCCCAAACCCCCACCCCCUCCAACCACGAACAUGUUAUUUAUCGCCUGAUCCAUUGUUGCUUGUGAUCUCUUCUAGCUUAAGCGGGAGUCCACAAUGCAUUGCCUUCAAACGUCAUUGUACUUGUCAGCACUUACUGCAGUACAGCGUAAUGUCUGUCGUGCAAAAGGUGUUUUUGUACAAGAUCUCGAGCCAUCUCUGCAGAAGACUUUGCAGCUGCAUUUGAAUGCUUGCUUGCUUGACAUAACGAAGAAAGAAAAGAAACUACGAACUCCAAACUGUGACCAUACUACUACUACUACUACUACUACUACUAUUGCUACUACUACUAGUACUACUACUAUUCAAAUACUUCAGGGAUUGUUCUGCAUCUGUGAAUGCAGACUCUCAGCUACAUUUGUAAGACAUAGUAUUGUAUCGAUUUCUCUGUAUUUUAAUCAUAUGGGAAAAGCAGAACACUAGUUUCAUAUUUAAGACAAACAGGGGGGUACUUUAUCAACUAACACAAAGAGCCUUGACAAAGGCGAGGCAGCUCGAAACAAGUCUACAUUUUAGUUAGUAACACAGUAUGUUCAGAAAUAGUUGCAAAGUUGUACAAAGAACUAAGAAGAAGAAAAAAAAAAAAAAAAGCUCAUACCCAAAUCCACAAACUAUUUUUUAAACCAAAGCACAUUUGAAUGAUUAUGGAACCAUGUGUGGCUCUAAAAAGAAACAUGUAUUUAUCUCAUUGUUUACAUAAACUCUUACAGUUUUACAGACCUCAGUUGAGGCUCGGCCAACCAGAGAGGUGGUUUUGUGUUUUGUUUAGUUUUUUUUUUUUUCUUUUUUCAAAUGAUGCUUCACCACAGAGGCUGCUGCCAAAAUAAAAGCAUAGCGUCAAACAUGGGGUGAACUGCUGCAUAUUCAAUUAAUGGGAGGGGUGUGCGGUUUUGGGGAACCCCCCCCCCACCCCCACCCCUCCUCUGCCAGCUGGCUUUGGGGUGACCUUGCGCCCCAGUCCCCCUGCCCUCUGGCCUGUCUUCAGAUGGGACUGCGGCGAUGGGGGUGUGCAGUGCAUCCUUGAUGUAUUAAUCAAAAGGCAUUGUUAGUCGGGGUCUUUAGCUGAAUGUUGUGUGUCUGUGUUUAUACCCAAGUGCACUCGAGGACUACCUCUGCUGCUUGGGUCUCUUAAUAUGUAGGAGUGGGUGGGUGGAGUGAUUUGGGUGGUUUUAGUAACAUGGUACAUCUCUUAUGCUGGCGGUUCUUGAAACCUAUCCGGAGAAUGUAGCGUUGAUUUGUUCACUGCAUGUAAACAGGCUUAUCUGGUUGUCUUAACUGUGAAUGUUAAUGUUAUUUUUACUGCUUUGGUGAUGUUUUGAAAGCGUUUUCUUUAGCUGCCUGUGAUCUGUGGGUGAAAGCAGCACAAACCUCUGGCUGGCCGAGCCUCAUACAAAGUUGGUGCAAACACUUAUCGACAGUGUUCUUUUUUUAUCAAAUGUCUAUUGUCAGUGAUGAAUGUAUUUAUUUCCGGUCCUGCCCUCACCUCUGCAAAGAAUUAGCUCAGUGUGUGAGACUGAGGUGGAGGCAGGACCCCAUUUCUUUUGUUCUAUUUUCGUUUAAAGGAUUUCAAGCUGAGAAUCAAAAAUGAGACACAAUACAUAGCCAUUAACCACAAUCUGUGAAGUUGACUAUUAUGUGGGAGAACUGAUGUUGUUUUUUUGUUGUUUUUUUCCAAACUCAAAAAAUGGUCUAUGGCAUUUAAUAUCAUCUUUUCUCAGUUACACCUGACAGUCUGUAGGGUUUUGAUUUCAAUGUUAAUUCACUAUGGGUGUUUUUUGAUCCUGUGUGUUCUUGAGUUCUCGCUGGAUGACUGCACACCAGGGGAGUUGAACUUUAACCCCUUGUGUGUGUGUGUGUGUGUGUGUCUGUGGACACAGGCAGGACGCUGCGACCUGCCUGUGCAGAACGGAGGCUACUGUAUCUUUUCAAACUUGCUCUCCCUGGGUGUUGCCAUGCUGCUGCCAUUCAAAACACACAUUCACACAGCAGAAACAUGCACAUACUCAACUUUCCUCUCCGCCGAACACUCGUAUUCCUCCGCGACUAUUGUUACAGUCUUAAACCACUUGCCACUUCUUCCAUCUGUUCUACGUGAUGUUCUAUGUUGUUGUUUAUUUAGUGUCUGUUAGCUCCACGUUGGAGGAUUGUAGAAACCUUGGGUGAGAUAGCUUUACUAAGUGCACUUUGUAUGUUUUUCAAAGCCUCUGGGAAGACCCGGACGCUCUCAUAUCAGUUCCCAUUUAACUAACAGUCGACUCUUUGUCGUUCUUUUCUUACCUCCUCAUUGUUGCUGUGUGUCUGUUGGAAUAUCAUAUCAUUAUGCAGUGUUACAAAAGCUUUAAAAAUGAACUUACAAAGCAGGAAACUCAACCGAGGCUGCACUCGGCUCUUAGCAUUCAAGUUUCCAUCUCGUUUCUUGGCAUUGUUGUUACACAAUGUACGGUUGUUGCUCCUACCAUCCUCUCCAGGCAUUUGUAUAGUCGAGGGGCUGGUCUGUCCAGUUAUUAUGGAGAUGUUCCUUCUUACCUCGGCAGACUGAACCAAAGCCAGUUUUAAAAUGGCCCCCAGUGCCAUUAAACCUCGUCUAAGCUUUACUGUCCCUUGCUUUAUCUCAGAUUCACCUGACCCCUUGCUUUAGCCCUUUGACCCUCUGUAAUCUUUGUUGAUGCACAGGCGACCGUACCCUCUGCUCUGCUGCAUUUUAUAUUUCACAUAAGUAUUAACUGUACCUCCGCUGACAGUGUGCAGUAGUGACUAAAACAAAAAAAACACCAAAUUACCUCAAAACCUUUGUUGUUUACAGAAAUGUGCUGUUGGUUUUUCAUUGUAGUAAAUCUCACUAUUUAUACUUUUUUCUUUGCCGUCCAUCUGUAACCAAAAUAUCUUUUCUAAAAUCGAGUUUGUAGCAGCAUAUUUUCAUAUAUAACCUUUAAUUUACAUCUGUUUUGUAAAUUUCUGAAGGCACGGUGUCACCUUGAUGUGCUCUGCGUUAAUGGAAAGACACGAUGAGCUGCUAAAAUAAAAAAUAGUACUUGAAGAGUUGAUUUAGUGGAGGUGCCCAUGAAGUGGGUGUAUCAAGCUUCCUCUCUGGUCCAUUUUCUUCAGGAACAGCCUCUCAAUAAUGUAUCAGGAUCCGUGGGCUGAGAGGCUCUGGAAUGGACAUGUAGUGUCUUUGCCGAUGAAUAAUUAAAGGCCAAGAAGCCCCCUGGCAAACAACACUUCAUAUGCAAAGGUGUACGCACCCAGGUGCACUUUUGCUGGCAUGCACGCACAUACACCUCCGCUCACGCGACACAAGACAGAUGCAAUCGUCUAGACUUCAAACACACACAACCCAACAUGCGCACACACACAGCAGUAUUUAAGGUGGGAUUCUGUGACCCCCUCUCUGUGGCUUUUGGCAGCACCCAGGCUGGGCUCUCUCUUUAUCUCCACUCCUCAGAGAGCUCGUAUUCAGGUCAGAGCCACCGCCGUGCAUAGCGAUGGGGCUCGCAAACUCAAAGUGUCAUAAAAGUGUAAUACAGCUGACCUCAGCACUCACAACCUUGCAGUCUUAAUGUACAGCAGUGAGGAAAAAUAAACUGUUAUUUUAUGAUCUUUUCAUUAAAAGCUUGAUUGAAAACCAA